Messenger RNA from Zygosaccharomyces rouxii, 7470 nucleotides. RefSeq names its product Utp20p (gene UTP20). The record is from RefSeq and is a predicted model, not a curated record. Gene Ontology annotation, cellular component: 90S preribosome; small-subunit processome; nucleolus. Bases 1 to 7470 code for a protein of 2489 amino acids. NCBI's taxonomy places the organism in Eukaryota, Fungi, Ascomycota, Saccharomycetes, Saccharomycetales, Saccharomycetaceae. The transcript has a single exon.
AUGGCUAAGCAGAAAAAUACGCCCAAGGCAACUAAUAAAUUCAGAUAUGCCUCUUUCAAGGAUAAGAUCGAUGACUUAAAAAUUGAACCAGUGAGGAAUCUGGCAACAAGAGCGCAUGAUUAUGUUGAAACUUCCCACUUUUUUGCAUCAUUUGAGCACUGGAGAGAAAUUAAUUUGAGUUCAAGCUUUACUAGUUUUGCGGGAGAUGUUGAAAAUAUUGUACAGACAUUACCUCAGAUUCUUUAUCAUGAGGAAACAAUUUUGAGCACUCUUUUACAUUAUAUCGACAGACAUGAGCCUUUAUCAUUGCAACCUCUUUUGGAUCUUCUGGCGCAGUUUUGCCAUGAUUUGGGUCCAGAUUUUUUGAAGUUUUAUGAAAGAUCUGUCAACUCUAUGGUGAGCCUUCUCGAGGCUGCAGUUAGCUUUGAAUCCUCUGAUGUAUUUGAAUGGACUUUCAAUUGUUUGGCAUAUAUUUUCAAAUAUCUAUCCAGAUAUCUGACGGAAGAUUUGGUGCCGACUUUUAAUCUACUGUUCCCAUUAUUGUCACAUUCAAAAACGUACCUUUCCAGGUUCUCAGCAGAGGCAAUGUCCUUUUUAAUUCGUAAAUCCAACUUAAAAAAUUUGGUGGGAUUCGUUUCCUUUGCCUUUAAAAAGCUAGUUGAAGUGGAAGAAGCUAAUUUCUACGAUGGGCUUUUGGCUCUUUUCACAGAGGCACUGGUAUCGACUCAAGAAGCGCUGCAUUCCAAAUGUAGGUCUAUUUUGGAUAUUUUCAUUGGAGAAGCUUUGGCGACAAGUUCUGAUAGAUCGGGAAGCCUUCUAUGUGACUUAUGGAUUAAUCUUGCCAGACAUGCUUCAUUUGACAAUUUACAGCCUGUCUUUGAGAGUGUGGUCAACAAGUUACAAAAUGUUAUCGAUGCAAAUAAUAUGAACCAAGCAACAAAGAUUAUUACAACUAUAUCAUUUGCGGAAAGCGGUAAGAAAGUUGGUAACUGGACGUCAGUAGUGGAGUUAGUAAAAGUAAUAAUCUCUCAAAAAGAUAGGUCCAAACUAAGUCCCCAAACGCUGGCAUUUUUAUUUAUGGUUUUACUUCGUAAUUGUGAUAUCAAAAAUCUGACACAUUUCCAUAAAAAAUUGUAUGAGUUCUACCUGGAUGAAUAUCCUGAUUAUUUUACUGGAUUUUUUAAGGCAUCAGUAGAUUUUACGGCUGAUAGGGUUUAUUCUUUUAAUGGAAACAGGUACCUACAGCAGUACCUGAAUAAGCAUUGGUCUACACACCAAGAACAGAUUAGUUUAUUUCUUUUGCAAUCUAGCGAUGAUUCCGAUGCUAAUAGGAAAUUGGUCGUCAAGACACCAGAUGAAUUUGCAAGAUCGAUUUUAGAAUCAUUGAAAGUUUACGGUAAACAUAUUUCCGAUGAUGGUUUAUUCGAGGUAUGUCAAGGCAGUAUACUACUGUCGAGGUCUCAAGAAAAGAAUGAAGAUGUACUUAUUCCGGUACUUGAAAAUAUUUUGAAUGCUUCGUCUCCAGUAACAGAUUUUAAGAAGGAUGUGUUGGGGUACGUACUGGAUGCUCUGCAGCCUUCGGAUCAAGAAACUCACUACCAGCUUUUAAAUGAUACUCUACAGCAGCUAGAAAGUUAUAGAGACAGUCUGGUUUUCAUUAAGAGCUUAAAUAAAUACCUGCUUGGAUUAGGGAAAGGGCCCAAAUUGGGAAAAUAUUUGAGUGGACUGGAUGAUUAUAUUAGAAUUCUUUCUGAAAAUUUGACCUUACCUGACAAGGCACUUCGUUAUGAGACUUUGAAACUAAUUACUACUUUGAUGGAAGUACAAGAAAAAGAGGUACCGCAACUUCUCAAUGAUUGUAAAAUCAUAGAAGAAAUCCCUUUGACGUUAUUAAAUGCCCGUGAUUUAAGUAUAAGGAUCAGAAAUAUGGGAUCAACCUUUGCGAAGGUAGAAUCAGGAAGUAUUAUAACGUCUUUGUUUUUCAAAUUUCUGUUUGGUCUGUUGACUAUAAGGUUUUCCCCUGUCUGGGAAGGUGUUUAUGAAGUAAUUUCCAAUGCUUAUGGUAAAGAUCAACAAUUAGUUUGGGACCUCAUCAAGCGAUUUCUUGAUGCACCCGAUGAUCACCAUUGCUUAACUUAUUAUGAUGAUUUUAUGGUUGGUGAAGCGGACAUCGAUCGUUGGAAUGUGAGAGCGGUGAGACUCCAUGAGAUAUUAGAAUCCUUUUCUAACACAUGGUCAGGUUAUUGUUUUUCUAAAUCAACAAUUGUAGAAACAAUGAAAGCAAGAAGAGCAAAUUUAGAUUAUCCCGGUCAACUCAGAAACCAAACUUUAAAGUUGAUGCUUUUGGUUCCACAAUUUGUUGAGCGCCAUUCAAGAGAUAUAAUACCGUACUUAUUCAAUCAAGAUGAAUCUACGGAAAUUUUUGGGCUUCAAGAAGAGAAACGAGGUGAUUUGGGUUCUGCAGCUAGGUGGACGGAGGCUGAUAGAAAUUUGCUGUUAAAAGUAAUUGGAAAAUUCAAGAACAUGAAAUCUAUCUAUAGGUUCCAAGAGGUCCAUGAUAGGCUAAUGCUUUUGUUGGGAAGUAGAAACACAGAAGUACAGAAAUUAGCUUUUGAAGCACUUCUAGGAUACCAUGAUUCUGUGCUCACAAAAUAUCGCGACAAUUUAAGAAAUUUGCUUGACGAUACACUAUUUAAGGAUGAGCUCCUUAAUUUAAUUUCUACAGGGGACUCAAAACUUAUCGAAGACCAGGAUGAGCCUCAGUUGAUGCCUUACGUCGUGAGAAUAUUCUUUGGUCGUGCUCAGACACCUGGUACCAGUGGAAUAAAGAAGGGUAGGAAACAUGCGGUUAUCUCAAUGUUGCCCAAUUUACGAGAUGAAUAUAUUGUAGAAUUUUUGAAAUUGGGUAGUGGUAAGUUUAAUUAUCAGUACUUCUUCGAAAAUGGACGGAUUAUAGAAGAUUCAGAGGUAACGGCAACCACAUUGCGCCGAAUGCUAGGUUUCGUUAAUAUUGUCGACUAUGCUUUGGGAGUUUUGGCUUCAGGUUAUCCCAAAGUCAUGGCAACGACAGUUCGCCCACUUAUCUACACUAUUCACAUGUCUUAUCAUGUUUCUAAUGUGGAAGAGAAGGAACCUUACAUGGCUAAACUUGCAGCUAAUCUAAGACAGCAAUCAAUGAAAUGUUUGAAUAAUUUGUUUCAAUAUUUGGGGACAUCUUCGGUGCUGAACGAAUUUAUUGAAGAAAUCUGUGAUAUCGUUGUCAUGCCUCGUAUCGAAAAGUUCGAGAAUGAGAACUUGCAACAGCCCUCUUCAACCUUGCGAAUGAUUUCAUCCUGGUCAACUGUAGGUGAACUUUAUCCCUUCCUUUACUUUAACGAUUAUGCUUCUCCGUCCGCUAUGAUGAGGGUACUGUCUAAUCCAAAUGCUAAGGAAUCGGUUGUGGGUGUGAUAUUAGAAGCUGCCAACAAUAUCGUGACAAACCCAGUAAACACCGAUGAAUAUGCGGAUUUGGUGACAAUUGUUGCCGCCAACUGCUUGCGAGUGUUGCCAACAUUGUAUAAGAAAAUUACUAAUCCGGAGAUCGUCUCGACUUCUAUUGAUCUUUUGUUAAAUUUGGUUUACGCCGGUUAUCUGCAGGAUAAUGAAACCAGAAAAUACUUGGUAGAUUCUUUCAACCAUAUUAUCAGGGAUGCGUUCAAAGGAGUUAGCAAAAAAGACGUGAUUAAAGUUUUACAGGUUUUAGCUGCACUGUUGAAGGAUUACGACUGCGAUUGGGACGACGUUAAGGAUCUGUUUGAAGCGGUAAGUGGCCUACACGCAAAAUAUAGUGAAAAGCAGUUGAAGGAGCCUCUCAACGAUGUUUUUGCAAGUUUUGCUUGCAGAUUUCCUGACUUGCAAAAGCUAUCGAACCUUCUAUCAGACCUCAACUCGUUUUCUUCCAAGCAUAUGCUGGAAUACGACUUUCCAAGGAUUUUAUCUGCUUUUAAACAGUUUCAUGAAGUGGGUUAUAGAGAAUAUUCAGAAAAACAAUGGCUGCCAAUACUGUUCACCUGUAUGUUGUAUAUCAAUGAUGAAGAGGAACUUGCCAUUAGGACAAAUGCUUCUCACACCUUCUGCAAAUUUUUCGAUUAUCUCAACGAAAAGCCUUCGCCUGAUGCCGCCGACGAAGCAGUCAAAAUUUUGAAAAGGUUGAUCUUACCUCACUUACGUUCCGGGUUAAGAAGAACAUCAGAGGUUAUACAAGCUGAACAUAUUUCAGUCCUUUCUUACAUUGUGAGUACCGGGAAGUAUUUUACUGAUUUAGACGAUUUGCGAGUUCUCCUUUACAACGGGGACGUCGAAGCCAAUUUUUUCGUCAAUGUUGUUCAUAUACAACUUCAUCGUCGUUUAAGAGCUGUGAGAAGAUUGAGAGAGCAUGGCCACGAAUUGUCUGGUUCCAGUAUUUCAAACUAUCUGAUCCCUAUUGUUGAACAUUAUGUGUUUUCUAAAGAGGAAAAAUUCAGAAACAUUGGUAAUGAGGUCCUCGUUACUAUUGGUGUUUUGGCUAACUUUCUGUCUUGGAGUCAGUACAAAGGCUUGUUGAGACGCUAUAUUUACUUCUUAAAGUCAAGGCCAGAUAACUUGAAAGAGUCAGUCAAUUUGAUUACUCAAUUGUCUUCUGCUUUAAAAAAUUCAUUAUGUUAUUGUAGACAUAAGUUUAACAGUGAAGUGGUGCUGAAGAAAUUUCCAAUCGAAUUGGAGGAACCUGAUAAUUUUGUAACCGAAGAGAUUUAUCCUAAACUUACGAGUGUUUUGCAGGUUCGAGACAAUGAAACGGCAGUGGCUAGAAUUCCGCUCUCGGAGGCGCUGGUGAACUUUGUUAUUGGUUUGGAUGAGGUAAAGCUUGUAAGCUUGCUUCCAGGUACUUUAACUAGUCUGUGUCAAAUAUUGAGGAGCAGAUCAGAAGAAUUGCGUGAUGCUGUAAGGAAAACUUUAGCGGAAGUUAGCAAGAUUCUAGGUGCAGAAUAUCUGCCAUUUAUUCUAAAGGAACUAAUUUCUGCUCUGAGGAGGGGCUCACAAGUCCACGUUUUAAGUUUCACUGUUCACCAUGUGUUGAAAACUUUGGAGGCUGCUUUAAAACCAUCAGACCUGGAUAACUCUUCUCAAUUGUUGGUCAAUGUUAUCAUGGAGGAUAUCUUUGGUUUUGCUGGGGAGGAAAAGGAGUCUGAUAAUUACCACACUACUAUGAAGGAAAUUAAAGUUAGUAGAAGCUAUGACACAGCUGAAAUGCUUACUUCCAACAUAUCCCUACCUUUUUUUUACACCGUUUUGAACCCUGUGAAGGCGCUUCUUUUAGAAAGGAUGAAUUUGAAAAGUCAAAAUAAGUUGAAUGAAUUAUUGAGAAAAUAUGCCUUGGGUUUGAACCGCAAUGUACAAGCUGCUUCCACUGAGGUUCUAGGUCUAUGUUAUGAAAUCUUUGAACAGUCUGAGACAGUGAAGAAGCAUACAAAGAGCAAUAGACCUUUGGUCAGUGAAAACGAAGAGUUCUUCCUAAUCAACCUCAAUGCCAAAAGUGGGAGAGUUGAGAACGAGACUUCCUUGUUAAAUACAACCUUGCAGAAAUUUUCGUUGGAUCUGCUGCGUACUGUAAUAACCAGGCAUCGUUCCCUUCUCGAGGUUAAAUAUCUGGAGGGAUUUAUGCCCCUGUUAAAGUCAUGUGUGACUUCAGAAAAUGAGGACGUGCUAACUAUUGCGUUGAGAGUUUUGCUGGUUAUGGUAAAGCUAGAGUUCCCCGAGAGUUCGGAGAGUAUUUUCGCAAAUUGUGCCAGAAGGGUUCUGAAUAUAAUCAAGGAUUCUCCUUCUACAUCCAGUGAGGUCUGCCAAGUGGGCUUAAAAUUUUUGUCUGCAGUUAUCCGUCAUAAGAAUAUCAAACUCAAAGAUUCUGCUCUAAGUUAUGUUUUGGGAAGAGUUUUGCCGGAUUUGAAUGAACCAAAUAAACAGGGUUUAGCAUUCAAUUUCGUUAAAGCAUUGGUUUACAAGCAUAUCCAAUUACCAGAACUAUAUGAUGUCAUCGAUACUGUUCGCCAGAUCAUGGUUACAAACCACUCUAAAGAAAUCAGGGAUGUUUCGAGAAGUGUUUAUUAUCAAUUUUUGAUGGAAUAUGAUCAAAGUAAAGGACGUUUAGAGAAGCAAUUUAAAUUCAUGGUUGACAAUUUGCAGUAUCCAUCUCAGGAUGGUAGACAAUCAGUGAUGGAAUUGAUCAACCUAAUUGUGAAUAAGGCUAAUUCUGUUUUGUUGUCCAAGUUAUCCUCAUCUUUCUUUGUGGCUUUGGCGAAUGUUUUCUUUAAUGACGAUGCUCCUCGUUGUCGUGAGAUGGCCUCUUUAUUGCUAUCCAAACUGUUAUCAAAAUUGGAUCCUGAGAGUUUGACGACUGUGGAAAAAUAUAUCACUGCAUGGUUAAAACAAGUUCAAAAUGUUACUUUCAUGAACCUCGGUUUGAGAGUGUAUAAAGUUUAUUUGACGAGUAUUGGUUUAGAACAUAACGCUGCUCUGGAUGAACUUGCCAUGAAUCGUGUCAAAACCAUUAUCUCCAACACUGACGUGGGAUCCGAAUCACAAUGGGAUCUCGUCUAUUCUGCAUUGAAUCUGUUUAUUGCAUAUGUUGAACGGUCAGAAAAGAGCUUCGGUGUAGCAUUCCGCAUCACUUGGGAUAAGGUUAUAGGUUGUAUUUUGUAUCCUCAUCUGUGGGUCCGUCAAUCAGCUUCACGUCUUGUUAAUUUAUUAGUGAACAACCUCGACAAAUUCGAGAAGAAGUUUACUGAUUUAGAAGUUCAAAACGUUGUUAGCAGAACUAUGCGUCAACUGGGGGCACCAACGGUUCCUGAAAGUUUGGCUGCUAUCUCCGUCAAAACGUUGAUGAAAGUAGCUAUGAGAUGGAAAGAGAAUAAUGUACCAUUCGUCCUUAAAGAAUCAGACAAUGCUCAAGAGGUCCAUUACUCUAGUGCUCUCGAUUAUAUGAUCGUCAGAGCAGGUGCUAUCAUUAGAAGUGAAGAAAAUCCUGCGGAUUCCUUUAUGAGUAAAAAAUCAUGCAUUCAACUACUGGCGCUAUUGGUACAGAUUUUGGAUGAAAAUCAACUUGUUGAAGAAUCUGAAAAAAUUAUCAUGUCAUUGUUCAAUUAUUUGGAGCAAGGAGCCGGUGAUGGGUUGAACGAAGAACAACAAGAAUUGGGUAAUCUUGCUCAAGAAUGUUUGCAAAUUUUGGAAUCCAAGAUAAGUGUUUCUGAUUUUACCCAGGCUUAUGCUAAUGUCAAGCACAAUGUUUUGACUAGACGUCAAGAAAGAAAAGCUAAAAGGGCAGUGUUGGCCGUUAAAGCUCCUGACGUUGCCGCUCAAAAGAAGAUUAAAAAGCAUGUUAGAUCAAGAGAAAAGCGUAAACAUGAAAGGGAUGAACAUGGUUUUUACCAAAGAAAGAAUAAGAAGAAGAGAAUGUAA